Aureobasidium namibiae CBS 147.97 is the source of this 1560-nucleotide messenger RNA. Its product is annotated as putative disulfide isomerase. Gene Ontology annotation, molecular function: protein disulfide isomerase activity; protein-disulfide reductase activity. The record is from RefSeq and is a predicted model, not a curated record. NCBI's taxonomy places the organism in Eukaryota, Fungi, Ascomycota, Dothideomycetes, Dothideales, Saccotheciaceae. The coding region runs from base 1 to 1560 and encodes 519 amino acids. Gene Ontology annotation, biological process: response to endoplasmic reticulum stress. The transcript has 3 exons. Gene Ontology annotation, cellular component: endoplasmic reticulum lumen.
AUGGUGAACCUCCAAUCCUUGACUGUGGCUGCAGCUGGUCUGCUGUUGCUCCCCUCUUCCCAAGCUGCCGGCCUCUACACCAAGAACUCAGGCGUUCUCAACCUCGAUGCUAGAAGCUACCGUUCGCUGAUCGCCAACUCAAACCACACCUCUAUCGUCGAGUUCUACGCUCCUUGGUGUGGUCACUGCCAGAGCCUCAAACCUGCCUACGAGAAAGCUGCCAAAUCUCUUGAUGGCGUUGCCAAAGUCGCUGCUGUCAAUUGCGAUGAAGAAGAGAACAAGGCUUUCUGUGGCAGCAUGGAUGUCAAGGGCUUCCCUACCUUGAAGAUUGUCCGUCCUGGCAAGAAGGCCGGAAGACCCACAGUCGAAGACUACCAGGGCCCUAGAACUGCAAAGGGAAUCGUCGAGUCUGUCAAGGACAAGAUCCCUAGCCAUGUCAAGAGAGUGACAGACAAGGAUCUCGAUAGCUGGCUGACCGAGAACAACUCUUCGGCUAAGGCCAUUCUGUUCAGCGAGAAGGGAGUCACCAGUGCCCUCCUCAAGGCCGUCGCCAUCGACUUCUUGGGAUCUAUCUCGGUCGCUCAAAUCAGGAGCAAGGAAGCCGCUGCCGUCUCUACCUUCGGUGUCACCUCGUAUCCCGCUCUUGUGCUCCUUCCAGGCGGUACUAAGGAUCCUGUUGUCUACUCCGGCGAGAUGAAAAAGGCUGCUAUCGUAGACUUCCUGUCGCAGGCUGCUACGCCAAACCCCGAUCCUGCUCCUGCAUCUUCCAAGUCGAAGUCAAAGUCAUCUUCAAAGGACGCCAAACAGUCCUCGAAGGCUUCAUCUAAGUUUUCAAAGGCAUCCUCUUCCCACCGCUCCGACGAAUCUGCCAGUAUCAAGGCUUCGCAGACCGCAGAGACUCUCGAAGAAAACAGCAACCCCACCGAGAGCCCCAACCCUCAAGUUGCCACCGAUGACACUCAGAAGCCUAUCCAGGUUCCCGAAGCGGCUCCUCAGAUCACCACACUUGAUACCACAGAGUCUCUGCAGCAAAACUGCUUGACAUCCAAGUCUGGUGUCUGCAUUUUGCUUCUUGCGCCAUCUGCCUUUAUUCAAACCACAGACUCACCCGUCUCCAAGGCUGCCAGUGCUCUCUCCGAGAUUCACCACAAGCACACCAAGCGUGGAGCCAAGCUCUUCCCGUUCUACAACGUCCCUGCAUCCGCAUCUUCCGAACUGCGCACAGCCUUGGGUUUCAGCGAUGACUCUCUCGAGAUUGUCGCCGUCAACGCCAAAAAGGCAUGGGUUAAGCGCUACUCGGGCAUUUCUGAUGUAAGCCACAAUGCCAUCGAUGAUUGGGUGGACUCGAUCCGCAUGGGCGAGGGCAAGAAGGAGAAGUUGUCAGAGAGUGUCAUUGUUGAAGCUGCUGAGAAGCAAACUCCACCUGUUGCUGAGAAGCCAGAGGAGAAGGUUCAGAUGACCAUGGAGGAGUUGGAUGAUGAGCAGUACGAAGCUCUGAUGAAGGCUCACAACUUGAAGCCCAUUGAGACUGAGGAGCAGGCUGCUCACGAUGAACUUUAG